This is a messenger RNA of Galeopterus variegatus (Sunda flying lemur), 2213 nucleotides long. RefSeq names its product matrix metallopeptidase 28 (gene MMP28). Gene Ontology annotation, biological process: proteolysis; extracellular matrix organization; collagen catabolic process. The coding region runs from base 4 to 1566 and encodes 520 amino acids. The transcript is spliced from 8 exons. Gene Ontology annotation, cellular component: extracellular matrix. The record is from RefSeq and is a predicted model, not a curated record. NCBI's taxonomy places the organism in Eukaryota, Metazoa, Chordata, Mammalia, Dermoptera, Cynocephalidae. Gene Ontology annotation, molecular function: zinc ion binding; metalloendopeptidase activity.
GAGAUGGUGGCGCGAGCCGGCGUCCUGCUACGCGCGCUGCCGCUGCUGCUGUGGGGCGGCCUGCACGCCGAGCCCGCGGAGCGCACAGGCCAGGAGCUGCGCAAGGAGGUGGAGGCAUUCCUGGAGAAGUAUGGAUACCUCAAUGAACAGGUCCCCAAAGCUCCCACCUCCACUCAAUUCAGCAAUGCCAUCAGAGAGUUCCAGUGGGUGUCCCAGCUGCCCGUCAGUGGCCUGCUGGACCGUGCCACCCUGCGCCAGAUGACUCGACCCCGCUGCGGGGUUGCAGAUACUGACAGUCAUGCAGCUUGGACCGAGAGAAUCGGUGCCCUGUUUGCUGGACGCAGGACUAAAAUGAGGCGGAAAAAACGCUUCGCAAAGCAAGGCAACAAAUGGUACAAGCAACACCUCUCCUACCGCCUGGUGAACUGGCCUGAGCACCUGCCCGAGCCUGCAGUUCGGGGAGCCGUGCGUGCCGCCUUCCAGUUGUGGAGCAACGUCUCGGCACUGGAGUUCUGGGAGGCCCCGGCCACGGGCCCCGCUGACAUCCGACUCACCUUCUUCCAGGGGGACCACAACGACGGGCUGGGCAACGCCUUCGAUGGCCCAGGGGGCGCCCUGGCGCACGCCUUCCUGCCCCGUCGCGGCGAAGCGCACUUCGACCAAGACGAGCGCUGGUCCCUGAGCGGCCGCCGCGGGCGCAACCUGUUCGUGGUGCUGGCGCACGAGAUCGGCCACACGCUCGGCCUCACCCACUCGCCGGCGCCGCGCGCGCUCAUGGCGCCCUACUACAAAAAGCUGGGCCGCGACGCGCUACUCAGCUGGGACGACGUGCUGGCCGUGCAGAGCCUGUAUGGGAAGCCCCUAGGGGGCUCAAUGGCCAUCCAGCUCCCAGGAAAGCUGUUCACUGACUUUGAGGCCUGGGACCCCCAAAGUCCCCAGGGCAGGCGCCCUGAAACCCGAGGUUCCAAAUACUGCCACUCUUCCUUCGAUGCCAUCACUGUAGAUGGGCAACAGCGACUGUACAUUUUUAAAGGGAGCCACUUCUGGGAGGUGGCAGCUGAUGGCAAUGUCUCAGAGCCACACCCACUACAGGAAAGGUGGGCCGGGCUGCCCCCCAACAUUGAGGCCGCCGCAGUGUCACUGGAGGAUGGAGACUUCUACUUCUUCAAAGGGAGUCGAUGCUGGAGGUUCCAGGGCCCCAAGCCAGUGUGGGGUUCCCCACAGUUGUGCCGGGCAGGGGGCCUGCCCCGCCAUCCCGAUGCGGCCCUUUUCUUCCCUCCUCUACGCCGCCUCGUCCUCUUCAAGGGAGCCCGCUACUACAUGCUGGCCCAAGGGGGACUACAGGUAGAACCCUACUAUCCCCGUGGCCUGCAGGACUGGGGUGGUGUCCCUGAGGAGGUCAGCGGUGCCCUGCCAAGGCCUGACGGCUCCAUCAUCUUCUUCAGAGAUGACCGCUACUGGCACCUCGACCAGGCCAAACUGCAGGUGACUUCCUCGGGCCAGUGGGCCACUGAGCUGCCCUGGAUGGGCUGCUGGCAUGCCAAUUCAGGGGGCGCCCUGUUCUGAAGGCACCUAACCACCUCACCGCCUAAUGAAAUGUUGGUGCCCUCAGUUUUCCCUGCCCUGGGGCAGGACCUGUCUUGGAAGCCUCUGAGCCUCCCUGCAGAAGAGCAGGCAGCAGCGCCCCCACCAGGAAGUUUGCCUGAAUUUGCUCCCUGAAGAAGGUGGCACUGUCUUUGUGUUGUCCCUACCACAUGGAGGUAGGGAUGGGAUCAAUCCAAGGAGAAGCACGAAAGGAUCCCAGAUUCCACGACCCUUUCCCCCAAGGACCUCUUUCCUCCCCAAGCCUUGGGGAUUUUGUUUUUUCUGACGGUGCACUUUCAUCCAUAAGGCCACAGCCCUGCGAUCCACCAGGGAGGAUACAAUACUCAACGGAGAGGUUGGAGACUAUUUUGUAAGACUGUCCCUUCCCCUGGCUCAGUUCUUGGAAAAUUAUGUCUUAUUUAAUCAGAGGCCUCACUCCCAGGACGCUUCACCCCCAGGAUGCUUGGAUAAGGGUGAAGGCACAGGGGUCUCCAACCUCAGAGCCCCUUUGGGGGGACAGGACAUAGCAGGAGGGACACUGUGCAGGCCUGCUGGGUCCUGGCUUAUUGUCUGGGGCUGGAAUAAAGAGAUGCCUCCACCUAGUGGGCCUAGAGGUGGGACACAGCCUU